GAAGAAACAGAAGUGGUGGUACCAUCGUGCGCGCGUUGGACGACAUGGCCAGGUAAAUUCGAGAAGUGGACCGUGAAUUCGGUGGGAAUCGGCAUUUGCCUUGCGGCAUAAAGAUUUCGAAAAUGACAAGCCUGCGGGUGGCCGCGGCGAUGGGGUUAUUGACCUUCAUAUUGGCUCCACUCGACGUGGCCGCCCAGCCGAGAGCGCUUCCUUACAAACUCUACAACUUCACUACGAAGAUUGACCACUUCUCGUACGGCAACAACGCCACGUUCCAGAUGAGGUACAUCAUGGCGGAUAAGUAUUGGGACAAAAUGAACGGGCCAAUCUUCUUCUACCCAGGAAACGAGAUGAGAAUUGAACCCUUUGUGUACAGCACGGGCAUCAUGUGGGAAUGGGCUCCGCGAUUCAAGGCUCUUCUGGUGUUCGCCGAGCAUCGCUACCACGGCCUGUCUCUGCCCUUCGGAAAGGACUCGUUUAAGGAUCUGGAGCACCUAGGGUACCUCUCCAGUGAGCAGGCCAUGGCUGACUAUGUUGAUCUGUUGACAUGGAUCAAAGGAAACCUUCCAGGAGCCAAGGAAAGCAAAGUGGUCACUUUUGGCGGCUCUUACGGUGCCAUGCUAGCUGCGUGGAUGCGGAUGAAGUAUCCCCACGUCGUCACGGCUGCUCUCGCCAGCAGCGCCCCCUUCAGGAUGUUUCCCGGUCUCGGCUCCUGUGACCGGUACUACAUAGGCGUGACGCAGGCAUUCGAGAAGUCGUCAUCGGGAUGCCGGACGGUCGUGUCCAACACCUGGCCCGUACUCGACAAGCUCGGAUCAACACCGGAGGGCUGUAAGACGCUGCAGGCAAAGUUUCGCACUUGCCACACCCUGGAACCCAGCAAUUACCCUGAAUUCCGCGACUGGAUCCGAGACACGUACUCGAUACUGGCCAUCAUCAACUACCCGUUCCCCGCAAGCUUCCUCGGACCCAUACCAGCUCAUCCUGUCAAGGCGACUUGCAAUAUCUUGCGCAGCGGGGCUAAAACUGAAGAAAGCACGGUGGAUGCAGUCGCCAAAGUGAUGAACAUGAUGUACAACGGCACCGGGAAAAGCCAGUGCACCAACGUUUACCUCAUUGCAAAUAUGCAUGCCUACCAGUUCCAGGAGUGUACCGAGCUCAUCCACCCGAAGUGUGGUGACGGCGUCAAGGACAUGUUCUACCCUCAAGAGUGGAAUCCCGAGAAAUUUGCUGAACGGUGCCGAAAAAGGUUCGGGGUUACGCCCGAAUUCGACGGGAUGCGCAAAAAGUACCCGAUCCCAGACUUCGAGAUGGCGUCCCAGAUUUUCUUCAGUGACGGCGACAUGGAUCCAUGGGUUGUGCACAGCUUGAAAAAGGCUCCCACGAGGGAAACCAAGUACCUACUCAUCAAGGGCGCCGCUCAUCACGUGGACCUACAAUUCUCGCACCGCGAUGAGCUUCGAUCCUACAGGAAUGCCAGGGAGGCCGAAAGACAGGCUAUCGCCGGUUGGAUAAACGCGUGAUGUUGAGGACCGCGCUAGACUUCAGCGCUUGUGCGCAGGCACAGGUCCUACGGCCAAACCGAUUCAUAGAAAAAAUUUGAUUGACUGCUCGCGCAAAAAUUGAGGCAAUAUAUCGCAGCAUGAGGCCAAUAAAUGGAUAGAAGCC
Messenger RNA from Dermacentor silvarum, 1668 nucleotides. Its product is annotated as lysosomal Pro-X carboxypeptidase-like. Gene Ontology annotation, molecular function: dipeptidyl-peptidase activity; serine-type exopeptidase activity. The record is from RefSeq and is a predicted model, not a curated record. Bases 123 to 1523 code for a protein of 466 amino acids. Gene Ontology annotation, biological process: proteolysis. Lineage: Eukaryota; Metazoa; Arthropoda; Arachnida; Ixodida; Ixodidae. The transcript is spliced from 11 exons.